GAUGUACGCCUGCUCACCUGGGGUCUUCAUUGGCUUCCACAGAGGGCACCACUGCUGAGGUCCAUGCUUUGGACAACUCAUGGUCUUGUGCCUGCGGUGUGUGAGAGCCAAAGGCUAAAGGGGACUGAAUCUCAGAUUGCCACUUCCUGUGCCCUCUGGAACUUGUCAGAAAUAAUGUUCAUCUUGUGUGUGUUGAUAACGGGGGCUUUUGCCUUCACCACUCAGACAGAGGACCACACAGUGACUGUAGAUAACUGCCAAUUUCGUGGCAAGGAUUACAAAUCAGAAUACAGGCUGGAAGGAGAGCCUGUGGUUCUGAGGUGUCCUUUGGCAUGGCCUUACUUGAAGGCAUCAGACAGCUCCCAAACCCUCCUGACCUGGCGCAAAAACAACUCUGAUCAGCUGAUUCCAGGAGAUGAACCAAGGAUGUGGGUCAAGAAUGAUACGCUCUGGAUUCUGCCAGCUUUGCGUCAGGACUCUGGUACCUACAUCUGCACCCUUAGAAAUGCUUCUUACUGUGAAGAAAUGUCCAUUGAACUUGGGACAUUUGAGGAUACAGAAGCUUCCCUGCCACUCAUCUCAUACCUGCAAAUUGUAACCAUACCUGUCUCUGGGUCAUUAGUAUGCCCUGAUCUGAAAGAUUUCUUCCCCAACAAAAUUGAUGCAAAGAUUCAGUGGUAUAAGGGCUCUGACCUUCUGGAUAAAGACAAUGAGAAAUUUCUGAGUGUGGGGGACCCCACUCGCUUAUUCAUAUCCAGUGCAUCCGCUGAGGACACAGGCUAUUACAGAUGUGUUGCAGCAUUUUCCCAUGAAGGCAGGGACUACAACAUCACGAGAACUAUUAAACUCCGUGUCAAAAAAACAACCAUGGAAACCACUCCUGUGAUUAUUUCUCCCUUAGAGACCAUACCAGCAUCUCUGGGAUCAAGACUGAUAGUCCCAUGCAAGGUGUUUCUGGGAGCAGGCACACCCUCCAACACCAUUGUAUGGUGGAUGGCUAAUGACAGUUUUAUCUCACUUGCCUACCCAGGAGGGCGUGUGACUGAGGGGCUGCUCAGCCAAUAUUCAGAAAAUGACGAGAACUAUGUCGAAGUGUCACUGAUUUUUGAUCCAGUCACAAGGGAGGAUUUGAGCACAGAUUUUAAAUGUGUUGCCCAUAAUCCACGGAGCUUUCAUUCACUACACACUACUGUUAAAGAAGUCACCUCCACAUUCUCCUGGGGUAUUGCAAUGGCUCCCCUUUCGCUGGUCUUCCUGGUUUUGGGGGGAAUAUGGAUACAUAAAAGGUGCAAACACAGAGCUGGAAAAGCAUAUGGCCUGACCAAGCUAAAGACUGCCCACCAAGAUGUUUCAUCCUACCCCAGUCAAAUAAAGGAAGUAAAAUAA
Molecule: messenger RNA, 1386 nt
Organism: Jaculus jaculus (lesser Egyptian jerboa)
Lineage: Eukaryota; Metazoa; Chordata; Mammalia; Rodentia; Dipodidae
Gene: Il1r2
Product: interleukin 1 receptor type 2
Exons: 9
Coding region: 64-1386 (440 amino acids)
Molecular function (GO): interleukin-1 binding; interleukin-1, type II, blocking receptor activity
Source: RefSeq, a predicted model, not a curated record